CAGCUGCGCCGGCGGCCCCGCCGGCCGCUGUUCCGGCCGAGCUCGGCGAGCCUGCGGGGGCCGCCGCCGGGGGCGGCGGCGGGGCGCCCCGGCCGGGGCUGCCCGGCACCGUGCUGGACGCGGGUCCACCACCCUCGGCGGCGACGCCUCGCGCGUCGGCGCCGCCGGUGGAUCUGCCACAGCCCGGCUCCUCGAGGCCGUCGGUCUCGAGCGCGGAGGCCAGCGCGCUGAUGCGGGAGGACACCUCGUUCAGCUACUCCUUCGCGGGGAGGAGGCGGGGAGCCCGCGAGUGCCUGGCGGCGAGGUGGGAGUGGGAGCACCGCUCCGGCUUUCGGGCCUACGAGGAGGACAUGCAGUACCACAUCGAGCACGCGUUCCAGAGCGGUGAGAACAAGGUGCGCCUGAAGGCCAGCCGGAAGGCCGGCUCGCAGCCCCUGGAGAUCUUCUUCGCGGACAUGCUGCAGAUCGACCACAUCUCAGGCAACACGAGGCGCGUGCAGCGUGUUGGCGCAGACGGCUGGUGGAGCCGUGUGAGCAGGUCAACGAGGAGCCUGCUGCUGGCCUGGGCCCAGCAGACGCCCUGGAUGGAGAGCCUGGAGCAGUUCCGGCGCCGGAGGGACCGCAUGAAGCUGGACCACGACGACCAGGAGCAUAGCCUCGAGCAUGACCGCUUUAACCGGACAGGCUGGUUCUUCCGCGUUGCGAACAGCACAAUCUUCCACUCCUGUGUCAACUUCACGGUCAUGCUGAAUUCACUGUGGAUCACUGUGAGCUUGGAUACACAUAAUGCUGACUUACAUUGGAUGUAUGUAUUGGUGCCGUAUUUAUUUAUGUGCGUAUUCUUGGUUGAAAUUGGCAUCCGCUUUGGCUCCUACAAGAAGGUGCAGAACUGCUUUCAUGAUCCGUGGUUCUGCUUCGACUCAAUAUUGGUCUUUGCGAUGGUCCUGGAACUCUGCAUGCUGCCAGCGGUGCAGGCAAUAUUGCAAGCCGAGCAUUCUCAGAGGAGACUGGUGCUGACCGCGGGCGUCAUGCGAGUGCUGCGCGUCGUCCGGAUCGCUCGAACAGUUCGACUACUGCGCGCAUCCAGAGACCUGAUGACCAUUGUCUACGGGCUCGCGAGGGCGUUCUGGUCGAUGAGCAUCACACUCGUGGUUCUCAUUCUGCUCAUGUACGUGUUCGCCAUCACUUUCCGAACGUUCGUCAAGGGCGAGGGUCUGCAAGUGGAGGAGGCCUUCUUCGCUUCGGUGGGCGACUCGAUGUGGACGCUGCUGGUCAGGGGCGUCUUCAUGGACGACCUCAGCAGCCUGCUGGAUCUGCUGCGCGAGGAGAUGCCGACCCUCGCGUACAUGCUCGUCUUGUUCAUCUUGCUGAGUAGCUUCACGCUGCUCAACAUGCUUAUUGGCAUCGUGUGCGACAUGAUCAGCGAGGUGAAGCGAGGGAGCUUGGAGAGGCGUGAGCGCAAGGAGCUGAAGCAGGCCCUCGGCUCCAUCUUGGAGUGCUACGACCGCAACGACACUGGCGACAUCAGCCAGGCUGAUUUUGAGUGCUUGCUCGCGAACCCAGAGUUCGCCGACAUCAUGCAGCGUAUCGGCACCGAGGUUGACAGCGUCCGCAAGCUCACAGAGAGGACAUUCAAGGACGACGGCGUCAUCCGCUUCUCGGAGGUCGUGGACGUGGUGUUCCGCCUCAGGACCGCGGUCACCGCGAACAUCAUGGACAUCAUCGAGCUCCGGGAGCACGUGAGGAGUCACGUCGACCACGUCAUCGACGCUCUUCACCAGAAGCUGGUCUCGACGCAGGAAGAUCCGUCGUACCGCCACAGCGCCACGUGUGGGUGCCGCAACGAGCUUGUAACGGAGGAGCGCGGCGUGCUGGAAUGAUGUGGCGGGCGCGGCCCAUUGUACAAUAUUAGGGAGGAUCGUUUCUGUCCACGCGAGUAAUGUUUAUGCCGAUCGCGUGUGGGCUGUUCUCCCCAGGUGUUCUUUGCCAGAUGAACUCGUACAUCGCUUUAUUCAAAACGAAGGAAGGCCCACAGCAGGAGGGCUGAUAAUGUUUCACCCUGUCGCUUUCAUUCUGCUCCUCGAGCCGACAGUCGGCGCUCCGCUUCGUGGCGGUGCACGCGGGCUCGGUCCCGGAGGCCCCGUAGAGGGUCCCAAGACAACCCCACAGGCGUCGCUCACGUUGCAUCCGUCGGUCAUCGGGUCGACGAUGGAGGUUUCCCUCAGGUGUACCUCCGGAGUGGGUGUUCAGGGUUGUGUUUCUCGCGGUGGUUUCUUGUGACCGCGCGUGCACUGUAGUUUUAAAGUCGGGCAUUGUUUUCCACCUUCGCCCCAAAUCCGCCUGUAAGGGGACAUGCCCGAUUUGACUGUAGGUAGUUUGUUUUGUUCCGUCCUGCUCCGAUGCGACAGGCGCACGGCUUUGUAGAAUCAGAGCGUGAAUUACCUACCCCGCUUUCGCUUCCAGGCAAAACCAAACCAUACCACGCGCCUCCUCGUCAAGCGGCCUGACCAGUACAGGCUGCAAUUUGGCAUCGUUUGGUAUCUCUUGGAAGCGAGGGUGGUCAAAAGCGGGGUAGGUUUGUUUGCCCCCUAGGUUUUGUAGACUCUACACACUGUCGCCCGCGCAGAGGCCGCGCCGACCUCCCCGGCCGCGUGGCCCUGCGCUCCUCGCGGUGCGGCGCGCGCAUGCGCCCGCGGCGGAGGGGCCCCGUUGGCCCCCUCCCCGCGGGCGGAGGCCUGCCGGCGCGCGGCCCGCGGGAGGUGAGAAAAGAA
Molecule: messenger RNA, 2771 nt
Organism: Prorocentrum cordatum
Lineage: Eukaryota; Dinophyceae; Prorocentrales; Prorocentraceae
Source: the annotation of a GenBank genome assembly